GUAGGCUGACUUAGUUUCAGAAUGUACUUCUUUUUCUUCGUUAUUCGACGGGCGCAUUAUAAUUGGUACACGGCAAAUACCAAAUCGAGAAUUCGGAUUAUUGCUACCGGAAUUUUCACAAUCGGCGUAAUAGUGAUUACAUAUAUUCAGUGCCGUGCAAUGGUGAGGGAAUCCUUUCAGAAGAACAUACAAUUGGAAGACAAUUCAUUGAACGAUAUGAAUCCUGGCGAUAUGCGGGCGAAGAUAAAAGAGAUGAUGAUGCACGCCUGGCGAAACUAUGCUCGCGUUGUUUGGGGCACCAACGAGUUUCGCCCGAUUUCCCGUCGUGCCCAUUUUGGUGGCGACUUCGCAACCUACAAACUCGGUGCCACUAUCAUAGAGAGCUUGGACACUUUGCAUUUGAUGGGUCUGGACAAAGAGUUGAGGCGUUCUCGGGAUUGGAUCGAGAAGUCAUUCAGUUUGGACCGGGUUGAUGAAGCGUUGUCCGUUUAUGAACUGACGUCCAGGCUGCUCUGUCCCAUGCUCACCCUAUACUCCCUCACCGGGGAUUCCCUUUACAUGGACAAGGCCAUCCAUAUUGCCGAUAAGAUCCUGCCUGCCUUCGAAACGCCAACUGGUAUACCCAGACGCCUAGUGGUCCCAAAAGAAGGCAGCACCCUCACGAGGUACUUAAGUGAUAUAUCCCGCACUUCUGAAUUUGGCUCUCUGCACCUGGAGUUCUACUACCUCAGUGAAGUCUCUGGAUAUCCGGUUUACAAGGAGCGAGUGGAUGCUAUCCGGCAGAUAUUAGCUAAAACAACCAGACCCAAUGGCCUUUAUCCCAAUGCCUAUAGCACAAAAUUUGGUAAGUGGGAAAAGUACAACUGCUCCAUGCACCGACUUUAUGAUACCAUGCUAAAGUCAUGGAUUCAGUCCGGGAGAACUGAUACUCAAAGUGCUGAUACCUUCAAAGAAGCCAUGCUUGCUGUGGCUCAAAAUCUGGUUGUCAUUAGUUCCGAGGACGUGACCUACGUGUCCACGUUCAGGAAUGGCACUCUUUUCCAUCGUAUGAGGUACUCCGAUUGCUUUGCCGGCGGCCUUUUUGUCCUGGGAGCAGCAGAAACCCAAAUGAGGCACUGGGAAAAGUAUGCCCAUAUUGGCGUAGGCCUCACAGAUACUUGCCACGAUAGCUGCUGGAGUUCUUCCACUCGACUGGGUCCGGAUACGUUUGCCUUCACGGAGGAAAGCCAGCAGGAAAUAGAGCCGCUCCAGAGGAACUUUUUCAAUUUAAGGCCGGAAGUCGCGGAAACCUACUUAGUUCUGUGGCGAAUGACCCAUCAUCCACAGUACCGCUUGUGGGGAUUGGAGAUGGUGCAGGCGAUAGAGAAGUACUGCCGAAAGCCCUACGGAUAUACUGGUGUGAUGGACGUUAACAACGUUACUUCGGAGUCGGAUGACGUGCAAAGGUCCUUCUUCUUGGGCGCCACUCUGAAGUACUUGUACCUGCUCUUCUCCGACGACGACGUGGUUUCACUGGAGCAGUGGGUCUUCAACAGUGCAGGCCAUUUCCUGCCCAUCAAGGGGGUGAACCCAAUGUAUCGUCAGCAUAACUCAUCGGACUAAACAUUAGCCAA
This is a messenger RNA of Drosophila simulans, 1613 nucleotides long. It is a transcript of the gene alpha-Man-Ic, whose product is annotated as mannosyl-oligosaccharide alpha-1,2-mannosidase IA. Bases 22 to 1602 code for a protein of 526 amino acids. Gene Ontology annotation, cellular component: endoplasmic reticulum; Golgi membrane. Gene Ontology annotation, biological process: N-glycan processing; carbohydrate metabolic process. The record is from RefSeq and is a predicted model, not a curated record. Gene Ontology annotation, molecular function: calcium ion binding; mannosyl-oligosaccharide 1,2-alpha-mannosidase activity. Lineage: Eukaryota; Metazoa; Arthropoda; Insecta; Diptera; Drosophilidae. The transcript has a single exon.